Molecule: messenger RNA, 1273 nt
Organism: Acipenser ruthenus (sterlet)
Lineage: Eukaryota; Metazoa; Chordata; Actinopteri; Acipenseriformes; Acipenseridae
Exons: 6
Coding region: 26-1144 (372 amino acids)
Molecular function (GO): protein dimerization activity
Source: RefSeq, a predicted model, not a curated record
CUGUGUGUUUUGUGAUACUGAGUACAUGGCUGUCAUAGACCAUGUUUCCACACGGUGGCUGAGUCUGGAGACGGCAGUAGUCCGCAUUCUACAGCUGUAUCGAGCACUUGUCAGCUACUUCAAGUCUAACAUUGAGAAACAAGCCCGCUUUAAGAGGCUUAGGAAGCAUUUUGAGGAUCCAAUGACAGAGGUACACCUCUUAUUCUACCAGGCCACACUGCCUGUCUUCACAGAGUUUAAUUUACUCUUUCAGCGCCAAGAGCCAUCUGUGUAUCUUCUCCAUGGACAGAUGAGGUCUUAUGUUAAGAAACUCAUGUCCAAGUUUGUUACCACAACUGCAAUAAAAAAUGCUGAUGUGUGUGAAGUUGAGUAUAAAGACAAACAGAACCAGGUGGCAGAUCACAAGCUUAAUGUUGGCUGGACAACAAGAACAACCCUCAACCGUCUGCAUGAAGCUGGUGAGAUCAGUCAGUACCAGGUAGACAACUUCCACAAGGCUGUGAGGGCAUUCUUUGUUGCAGCUGUUGACUAUGCCUUUAAGAAGCUGCCCUUCAAGGAGCCAGUCCUUGAACAUUCACAAUUCAUUGACUUUCAACAGAAGAUGGACUGUGAUGUGAAUGAUGCCCUAUACUUUGUGUACAGGUUUAGUCAUCUGCUUCCAUAUGGAGAUCCCAAAGAACAGGACAAGUUGAGUGAGGAGUUCCUGGACUAUCAACUUAUGGAGGAAAAGGACAUUCCCAGAAGCAUUUGGGAGCAGGCGGUGAGCAGAGUCAGUGAGCAGGAGGUGUACCACAGGAUGGAUAAAGUGUGGGCACACAUGGCCACAAUCAAGAGUCCAGUAACAGGAAUGCCUAAGCUACCCAUGCUGAGCAAGGUGGCACAACUAAUUCUAACCCUGCCACACUCUAAUGCUGAUGCAGAAAGAGUUUUUUCAAUGAUUGGACUAAACAAGACUGACACACGGAAUGCUCUGGCCUUGGAAGGCACACUGUCUUCUAUAAUGACAAUAAAGAUGUCCGGUAUGGAGCCCAACUGCUUCAAGUAUGAGCCCCCAGCAGAAGUAAUCAAGGCCUCCAAGUCAGCUGCUUCCAGUUACAACCGUGAACAUGCAGCAGCUUCAAAUGCUGGCUCAGAAUGCACCUAAGGGCGGGGAAUCAUGGCUGCAGAACAAGAGGCUGAAGAAACUGUUUCUCAAGAGCUGCACAGCCCCUCUGAGCUGAGGAUCGUGCUGCUUGGUAGAAGUUGGACUGGGAAGAGUGCAGCAGGAAACACC